AUGGAAGAAACUAGCAUAAGGACACUACACCUAUGGAAUACACCAGCAAGACCCGAAAGUAAGGAUCAGUAUGCAAGGAUGAUACUUAAGCAUAUCAACCCAAAUAAUAAAUAUGUGUUAAAUACCUCUCUUCCAUUUCCAUUAAUAUCUAUAAAUAUACCCAACAAGAUAGAACCUAUCGAUGAAUCAUUAGGUAUAGUAGCAAUUUCAGUUUCUAGUAAAAAAGAUAUAAAGAAUCAAUGUUUUAUAACCUUUGACAGCAACGAUAGUGCCAAAGCAUUUUUAGAUGGAUAUGGUGAAAAGUGGAAAGUGGGUGGUAGAGUAGUUAAAAUGGAUUUUGCCAAAAAGGAUUCUUUAAUUGGCUUACAUUUAAGAAGCAAUACCAUAUUGAAAAAGGCUUUAAAAUCCAGACGGUUAAGCAAAAUCUUACAAUAUGAUGAGAAUCUUAAACACGAAAAGAAAUUGAACAGAAAAUUGAGGAGAUUAAGACAAAUAUUAAGAAAGAAAGGGUUAGAAGAAGCAGAAAUAUCUAAGAUUGUUGAAAACGUGAAAGAAGAACAAAUAAAGUUGAAGGGAGAAGUUGAAUCCAAACCAGCUUCAACAGCGGAAUUAGAUUUUGAGACAAAGAUUACUAAGAAGGAACUUAUUGAUUUAAGUGUCAACCCAGCUAAUAACAUCCUAUUAGUACAGAAUUUACCCAAUGGUACAACUGAAGUACAGUUGAAAGAGUUAUUUGCACAAACUGGCCUGAAAGAAGUAAGAUUAGUGAGUGUACGUAACUUAGCAUUCAUAGAAUAUUCGAACAUACAGAAUGCAACUGAAAUUAAGAAUAAACUGGGAACUAGUUAUAACUGGCAUGACAAAACCAUAUCAAUUGCAUUUGCAAAAUAA
Messenger RNA from Vanderwaltozyma polyspora DSM 70294, 891 nucleotides. RefSeq names its product Mud1p (gene MUD1). Gene Ontology annotation, biological process: mRNA splicing, via spliceosome. Bases 1 to 891 code for a protein of 296 amino acids. The record is from RefSeq and is a predicted model, not a curated record. Gene Ontology annotation, molecular function: U1 snRNA binding. Gene Ontology annotation, cellular component: U1 snRNP. Lineage: Eukaryota; Fungi; Ascomycota; Saccharomycetes; Saccharomycetales; Saccharomycetaceae. The transcript has 2 exons.